AUGCAAUCUGGUCAGAAAACACUCAGCGAACUGACAAUCGGGGAACUCAAAGGGGAACUAACCAAAAGAGGGUUAGGAACCAUGGGCACGAAGUCAGAACUUUACCUAACACUUGAACAAUACAUUCAGGAAACAGAGGGGGAAAACCCACAAAACUACGUUUUUUACAAAGCGCAACAAAAUCCCCCACAACCACCAACAGCCUGGGUGACGGAAACACAUCCACCCGGAGGCAGCAAAAAUAAGGACCAACAAAUCGAUACAGAACAACAAAAAACCCAGGACAAUAGGAAAACCCAAAAUAAAAACGGGGAAAACCCAACAUCCACAACUAACUUACUAGAGCGGACACUCGCAGAGAUUCUAGACCGACUAGUGAAACUGGAGGCGACAAGCACAAACGAACCGAUUCUAGGAGCAAUGGAAAGCCUGACAGAGCGAAUCAAAAAACUGGAAAAACCCGGAAACGGAAAAAAACCCGGAAAACUUCCAGGAAAGUCAAAACAACGAAACCCAAAGAAACCCCCCGGGGCAACACCAAAAUCGAGGGGAUGA
Macrosiphum euphorbiae (potato aphid) is the source of this 555-nucleotide messenger RNA. NCBI's taxonomy places the organism in Eukaryota, Metazoa, Arthropoda, Insecta, Hemiptera, Aphididae. The record is from the annotation of a GenBank genome assembly.